AUGGACAUUCAGUGCCUGGUAGCCAUGGUUGUGAGUGACUGGUGGAUGUUCACUCAGUCUGUGCCGGUGUGGUCCUCAGGAAACAGCAUCCUCCAUUCCGCAGCCGACAGUGUGACCAGUGCGGUGCAGAAAGCAAGCCAGGCCUUGAAUGAGCGUGGGGAGCGGUUAGGCCGAGCAGAGGAGAAGACAGAGGACAUGAGGAACAGUGCCCAGCAGUUUGCAGAAACUGCACACAAGCUUGCCAUGAAACACAAAUGUUGAGAAACUGCUUAUCUCGGUGACCCUCUCAAGAGAAGUGGAAGAGUUUGUUCUGCGGUUCUUACAGGAAGUCGGGGCCUCCAUUUGCUUUUGUUUUCCAGUAUAUGGAUGGACAUUUAGGUUUUUUGGUUUCUCCUUUUCAGAUGUGAACAGGAAAAGAAACUGUUGUGUUGAUGUAUCACCCUCAUGAUCUUGCUAAGAAAUGCUGCAAACGCACCAGCUUUGUUUUGUUUUGUCUUAUUUUCUACUGCAUUUACAUGUUUUUCUCUUUUCUAAGAUAUGUUUAUUUGUUUGUUUGUUUACUAGUUUGAAUAUGAGAUUUGGGCCAAAUGGUAUACCAAGCAAGAACUAAAGUGGCAACAAAACUUUUGUUUUGAUAAUAACCAGGAAGACAUGUAAAUGUGGUGACAUCAGAGGUUUUUGGCUCCUAUAUGGAAAUAAAAGUCAAGCAGUGAUUGGUUUCUCGCAGUCUCCUAGCUGCUCUUAAUUUGAAGGUUUUCUGUACCCUGCGACAUAUGUCUAUAUUAUGGAAAACAAUUGGAUAUAGCAGGAGAAACAGCAGUCUUAGAUUUUGCUUUUAAUGUAGUAAUAUUUUGCAUGAGCCAUCACUAGCAUUCAAUAAACGAGCCAGAAUCACAGAUAGAAAUCUACUUUUUUGAGCUAUAGUUGAAAUGCUUCAGUGAUUUGUUUAAAGACUGAUUUCAUGCCAGUGUGAUGUCUGGUUCUUCUUUCUCUGUCCUCCUAUCUUUCUCAUAAAUAAAUAAAAUCUUUUAAAAAAAGACUGAUUUCAUAUGAAGGAUAAAGAUUUAAGAUUAAAGAUCUAUAGAAAAGCCAACUUAAAAGCCCCCAGUACAUUCAUGAAUGUUUCUUUCUUUUGUCAUUAUUCCAAAUUAGGGUAGCUGCUAUUGAAAAAAGCUUGUCAAGAUAAAGGUCUGUAUCAAUGAUACUGUGAAAAGAUACAUUUAAAAUCUUAUGUCUAUUUUUUAACUAUUAUUAUUUUUUUUUACAAAGUCUUACUUAUUUCAGAGACACAGUGUCCUUGAGAAAUAGCUUUCAGUUUCUUGGCAUUUGAUUUUUUGAAAGGUUUCCUGUUUGUUAUUUGCUGUCUGUUGUUUAAUGUAGUUUAACGUAUGUGCGUUUCUGAAGAAAUUGCAUUUCAUGGCAACUGUAACUUGCCUGAUCUGGCAUAAGAUAGGACAGUCAAAGCCUUUCUGUUGCGGUCGGACUGAAUAAAGUUGACUCACAUGCCUCGUGACUUUAUAUGAGAGUUAGAGGGUUAGGAUUGUCAUUGUGAAAGCUGUUUUUCAUUUUCCUGUAACAAGAAGGCAAGUUGCACCUCCCAGCUGCAGGCUAGUAGCCCACUGCAGGACAUCGGUUCAAAGCUGCUUGAAUCUUCAGGAUACUUUUCUGCUCCUUCCUGAGAUUGAGCCAAUUGAAUGCACAUGUAUUGUAGUCCCUUACAUAGCAGUAUAGAAUGACUUCUGGAUUUUUAUGCUGCUAUAAGUAGCUUAAGUUCUCCUAAUAAAGACAUCUGGGGAGACAGAAAGUUGUGUCAUGGAGGGAAAUACCUGAGGCAACCCAUGCCAAAAAAAGGGGAAAAAAAAAAAAGAUGAGCUGGAGAUGCAUUUCUGAAUUCUCUUCGUGAAAUUAUCCAGUUCAAAAAGACUCUCUGUAAAUAUAUAUAAAUAUAUAUAUGGUAAGCAAAUAAGUUUACUAUAGUAUUUUGUACUUUUGGUGUCUUAGAAGUUCAAAGAAGCAAGGGACUUGUUACCUGUAAGUACCAUUAGAGACAUAAUUUCUAAGAAGUCCAAAAUAUCUCUCCCAGUAGGUUUCAUUUGCAUAAUUUUGCUUACUUCAGUUUAGAAAGUACACACACACACACACACACACACACACACGCAUAUUCAUCUUCCCAAACUGAAUUCUAGCCUCAGAGAUAGUCGAUAUAAAUAAUUGAAAGAUAGAUCUAAAACCCACUGACAAUCAGCCAAACUCAGAAGCAGAUUUUAUGCCAACUAUCUAACAACAUGUUUACAAAGAUACUUCUCAAGUAGCAGAAGAUGAAGUCAUAAGCAUACUAUGAGAUUUGACAUGCUUCAUCCCUGGUGAAGUUGUGAUAGUUAUCCUUCUCAAGUAUAAAUACUCUACAUUCUGCCUUCUUUCCUCACUGUUUAUCCUUCUAGACUGGCAUUUAUUGGCACAAGGUAGAAUUAGGGGGGGGAAAGAAUUUUGACUUCUUCUUAUUGGCUCUAUUGGUCUGCUUCCAGGUUGUGAGCUUGUGUGCCCUCACCAACCCCCCACUCCCAGCUCCCGACAAAACCCUGCCUACCUCUUUGUCCCCACAGAGAGGCCAGGACAGUACCCCUUUUCCCUCCUCUACCUCCUUACCUCUUACAGAGGAGGCCUGUGGUGACACACGUGAAAUUCUUUGCUAUCCUUUUGUAGAAGGUGCUGUCAUGUAAAAUACUAACACCAUCUAACCUAGAGAAAAUAGCCAACAUGAUUCAGAUCAUUUGGGACCAAUCCAUUCAGGUGAGUUCACUGAAAGACACUUCAUUUCCCUUUAUUUCAUGUCUACACUUCACAAUGAGCUUUGGGGAUACUAUAUUUCUGUGAAGGAUUUCUUAAAUUGUAUUGACAACACAAAAGAGAAGAAAUUUCCCUGUGUUACUACUUCUUCUUGGAAAGUAGUCAUAGUAUUAUUCACUAGUAUUAGGUAUCUGUGUACACGAAGUGUACAGUUAUUCAGGUUAAUGUUUCAUAGCAAAGAAUGUAUUUGUCAAGUGUAACGAGAUCAGUAGUUAACCUUUUUUAAGCUCAGAAGAAAAAAAAAAGAUUAUGUGUUAGACUUAAAAUUGCAGUGAAAUCUGUCUUAACAUUACUUUUGUGGCUAGCAAAGGUUGUGUAUUUAUGUAAAAAAAAAAAAAAAAAACUAUUUACAGAUUGCCCUAAAUAGGGAUAUUAAAGAUAGGUUUCGCUUUUAAUUCUUAGAAUUGUAACAGUGCUGAUGUCUGUCGUGCAGCUCUUAAUUCUUCAGAAAUUCUCUAAAAUGUCAAGUACAAUUUUUGUUUCUUUCAGAGACAAGUAACACCUGCUCUAUGAUUGACUAUUUCUGAUUUUUGUCAUUAAACAUUUUAAUUCUGUGUUGAAA
Messenger RNA from Erinaceus europaeus (western European hedgehog), 3409 nucleotides. RefSeq names its product syntaxin binding protein 6 (gene STXBP6). Bases 1 to 261 code for a protein of 86 amino acids. The record is from RefSeq and is a predicted model, not a curated record. NCBI's taxonomy places the organism in Eukaryota, Metazoa, Chordata, Mammalia, Eulipotyphla, Erinaceidae. The transcript has 3 exons.